UCGCCCAUGCAUUGCUCGUAUAUACAUAUACGCGCAUUGCCUCUAUUGAUCCAAUUUUCUUGUUCCCAAAUCAUUUCAAAAGGAAAAAAAAAUAGAGAAAUUCUCUCUAGAAAAAAAAUGUUUAGAGGGUUCUAAUCGAUUACAUAUAUAUAUAUCUCUUUGAUAUUCAAUCAUCGUUUUGGAUAUCGAAUCAUCGAGAUGGGAAGGGUUAAAUUGGAGAUCAAGAGGAUAGAGAACACGACGAAUCGGCAAGUCACAUUCUCCAAACGUCGAAAUGGAUUAAUAAAAAAGGCUUACGAAUUGUCCAUCCUCUGCGAUAUUGAUAUUGGCCUCAUCAUGUUCUCCCCUUCUGAUCGCCUCAGUCUCUUCUCCGGCAAAACGAGGAUCGAGGAUGUGUUCGCGAGAUACAUCAAUCUUCCGGAUCAAGAAAGAGAGAAUGCUCUAAUUUUUCCGGACCAGAAGAGACGUCCAGAUAUAGAAAGCAAAGAGUAUCUCUUAAGGAUUUUGCAGCAACUCAAGACUGAGAAUGAUAUUGCCCUUCAACUUACCAAUCCUGCAGCUAUCAACUCUGAUGUCGAGGAACUAGAACAGGAAAUAUGCAGAUUACAACAACAACUUCAUAUGUCAGAGGAAGAAUUGAGAAAAUACGAACCAGAUCCGCUAAGGUUUACGUCGAUGGAAGAGUUUGACACUUGUGAAAAGAAUCUCCUCGACACUCUGACACGUGUCGUUCAACGACGGGAAUAUUUGUUGAGUAAUCAAUUAUCUUCGUACGAGCCAUCAACAGCAAUGCAGCAAAGCAUGGGAGGUUCCUUCGUAAACGACGUCGUUGCAUGGUUACCGGAAGGUGGGCCCAACCAGGCCCAAAUAUUUGACGCUUCGGCCCAUUCGAAUCACCUAAGGGAUAUGUCAUCUGCAACAUAUGAUCCGAUGUUGCAAGUGAGUAGCUCAAGCUCAAACCAAAACAUGGGUGAAUGCCACGUGUCCAAUGGAAAUGGAGAUCUAUUCCAUGAUUGGGCCCAGGCAUAUACUUCUACGGCCCUUCACCAGCCCACCGACAUUCCUCCGGCCCUUUUCCCUCCUAUUCAGCAUGGACUGAUGGGGAAUGGUAUAUCAGAGAUGAUGUCGGCGCAGGAAGGCGAAAUGCCGAUUAUCACGACAGAGGCUCACGUCGAUCAUGAAGUUUCCGACUACGAAACCACACUGCCUCAACUCAGUAGCCAAUAAUCUUAUAUGAUUAUCGCUCAUAUCUUGUAUUAUUUACGUAUAUAUACCAUGCACUUUUACUAAAAACAAAAUCACUCAUCGUCAAUAAUAUCAAAGUUAUUCUCCA
Molecule: messenger RNA, 1333 nt
Organism: Tarenaya hassleriana
Lineage: Eukaryota; Viridiplantae; Streptophyta; Magnoliopsida; Brassicales; Cleomaceae
Product: agamous-like MADS-box protein AGL104
Exons: 11
Coding region: 199-1227 (342 amino acids)
Biological process (GO): positive regulation of transcription by RNA polymerase II
Molecular function (GO): DNA-binding transcription factor activity, RNA polymerase II-specific; protein dimerization activity; RNA polymerase II cis-regulatory region sequence-specific DNA binding
Source: RefSeq, a predicted model, not a curated record